GGCCGCUCGGUGGCGGCGGCGCCGGAGGAGCCGCGCGGGCCCGGCCCCCCCGCUGACCACGCCCCCUCUGCCAUGGCCACGCCCCCCCAGCCAAUCAUCGUCCUGGAUGACGACGAGGAGGAGCGAGGCCCCGCCCCCUCCCCGCCAGGCCCCUCCCCCUCGCCGAGCCCCGCCCCCAGCCCCGCCCCUCCCCCGCCGUCCGCCAUGGCCACGCCCCCCCCGAACGGGCCCGGGGGGGGGAGGGGCGGGGCCUUCUGGGAGGAGAACGAGCGGCUCUUCCGGGAGUUCCUGUCCCUGUGCGCGCCGCUGACGCAGGAGCACCCCGAGGUGCUGCCCUUCCUGAGCGCGCGCCACCUGCGCGCCCACCCCGACUUCCGGGGCUCGGCCGAGUUCCGGAACAUUCUGGGGCGGCUGCUGCGGCGCGUGCGGGGCCGGCGCCGCAAGGUCUACGUGUACAUCAACGAGCUGUGCACCGGCUCCGGCGGCGCCGCCGCUGCGCCGCCGCCGCCCCCAAGGCGCCCUGCCAAGACCUGGGCUCCCGGCCACAAGACCUGUGUCCUGAUGGAGUGUCGCAGUGUCCCGAUGGAACGUCCAAGUGUCCCGAUGGGGCGCACCUGUGUCCCGAUGGGGCGCACCUGUGUCCCCAGGGAGUGUCCCAGUGUCCCUGAUGGAGCAUCCCAGUGUCCUCAUGGAGUGUCCCAGCACCCUGAUGGAACGUUCCAGAGUCCCCCCAGUCCAUCCCAGUGCCCUCCCAGUCCAUCCCAGUGCCCGCCCAGUUCGUCCCAGCAUCCCGAUGGCGCUGAGCCAUCCCAGUGCGCCACCAGUUCAUCCCAGUAUCCCGCCGGGGAUCCAUCCCAGUAUCCCAAUGGUUCAUCCUGGUGCUCCAGCGCCUCAUCCCAGCAUCCCAGCAACUCAUCCCAGUGCCCCAGCAGCUCCUCCCAGUGUCCAAACGCCUCGUCCCAGUAUCCUGGCGAUUCAUCCCAGUGUCCCAGCGCUCCAUCCCAGUGUCCCAGUGCUCCUGGGGGUUCAUCCAGCAAUCCCAGCGCUCCAUCCCAGUGUUCCAGCACUUCAUCCCGGUGUCCCAGCGCCCCCUCCCAGUGUCCCAGCGCCCAAGCCCAGCACUUGGAGCCCGCGGGCCGUCGCGCGGGCGGCUCGCGGCGGCAGAUCCGGCACCUGGAGCACCUGCUGCGCGUCUACGCGGGCGAGAUCCGGCGGCUGCAGGAGCGCGAGCUGGACCUGGCCGAGCUGGACAGCGCCGACUCGCCGUACCUGCAGGAGAACCGCCUCAAGAGCCGCAUGAUGCGCAUCUUCCGCCGGCUCUGCCCUGACUGCAGCAGCCUCACGGGGCGCGUGCUGGAGCAGCGGAUCCGCUUCCGCGGCACGCGGUACCCCGAGGUGAACCGCAGCAUCGAGCGCUUCAUCAACCGGCCCGACGCCUUCCCCGACUACCUGGCGGACAUCCUGCGCGAGAUCCGCGGCGCCAGCGCGCGGCACCGCCUGGGGCUGGGCCGGCGGCAGAUGGAGAACAUGGCCCAGGAGGCGUUCCGCGAGGUGGGCAACCGCCUGCAGGAGCGGCGCCACCUGGACCUCAUCUACAACUUCGGCAGCCACCUCACCGACGAGUACAGGCCGGGUGAGGGGGCAAAAUGGGGUAAAAACGGCAAAAAAUGGGAAAAAAUGGGGCACAGCUUCGGCAGCCACCUCACCGACGAGUACAGGCCGGGUGAGGGGAAUAAAUGGGGUAAAAACAGCAAAAAAUGGGAAAAAAUGGGGUACAACUUUGGGAGCCACCUCACCGACGAGUACAGGCUGG
This is a messenger RNA of Camarhynchus parvulus, 1813 nucleotides long. RefSeq names its product death domain-associated protein 6-like. The record is from RefSeq and is a predicted model, not a curated record. Gene Ontology annotation, molecular function: histone binding. NCBI's taxonomy places the organism in Eukaryota, Metazoa, Chordata, Aves, Passeriformes, Thraupidae.